CAACGAAGGGGACACACCGACUACCCGAGCCCGCCCAGUGGUCCCCAGUCACCUGCUAUUAAAGACACUUUUGGCUUUUCCUCUGCUGGGAGACGCUUUGUCCAAGUCCUCCAUGAUGCUUGGAGCAGUUAAAAUGGAAGGACACGAACACACCGACUGGAGCACCUACUACGGAGAGCCCGAGUGUUACACCUCGGUUGGCAACAUGAACACAGGCCUGGGAAUGAACUCCAUGAACACCUACAUGAGCAUGUCCGGCAUGAGCACCACGGCCAACAUGACGGCCAACUCCAUGAAUAUGUCGUACGUCAACACUGGCAUGAGUCCCUCCAUGACCAGCAUGUCCCCGUGCACCGGAGCCAUGAACGGCAUGGGCGCGGGCAUGACGGCCAUGAGCGCAGCCCUGAGCCCCAGCAUGAGCCCCAUGACGGCGCAGCCAGCGUCCAUGAACGCCCUCACGUCCUACACCAACAUGAACGCCAUGAGCCCCAUUUACGGACAGUCCAACAUCAACAGAUCCAGAGACCCCAAGACUUACCGCAGGAGCUACACGCACGCCAAGCCUCCGUAUUCCUACAUUUCCCUCAUCACCAUGGCCAUCCAGCAGUCUCCCAGUAAGAUGCUGACGCUGGCCGAGAUCUACCAGUGGAUAAUGGACCUGUUCCCCUUUUACCGACAGAACCAGCAGCGCUGGCAGAACUCCAUCCGCCACUCUCUGUCGUUUAAUGACUGUUUCCUCAAAGUGCCCCGGUCGCCGGAUAAACCCGGUAAGGGCUCGUUUUGGACUCUCCACCCGGACUCCGGGAACAUGUUCGAGAACGGCUGCUACCUGAGGCGGCAGAAGCGCUUCAAGUGCGAGAAGAAGGUGACGCUGAAGGACGGCGCGCGCAAGGGCGCGGACGGCGGCUCGUCCAACUCCAGCUCGGAGAGCUGCAACGGCAACGAGUCCCCGCACUCCAACUCCUCCUCCGCGGACCACAAGCGGUCCAUGUCGGACAUGAAGGCGGGCCAGGCCCUGAGCCCGGAGCACACCGCCACCUCCCCGGUGUCGCAGGGGCAGCACCUCAUGUCGCAGCACCACUCGGUCCUGACGCACGACGCGCACCUGAAGCCGGAGCACCACUACUCGUUCAACCACCCGUUCUCCAUCAACAACCUCAUGUCCUCCGAGCAGCAGCACCACAAAAUGGACUUAAAGACUUACGAGCAGGUGAUGCACUACUCUGGAUACGGCUCCCCGAUGGCCGGGGCGCUUUCUAUGGGCUCCAUGGCGGGAAAAGCGGGUCUGGAUUCUGCGUCUAUACCCGACACGUCCUACUACCAAGGCGUCUAUUCAAGACCAAUCAUGAACUCCUCAUAAACUUAUAAUGUGGACUUUCUUCUUGUUUGUAUAUUUGUAUAAAAAAAAAGAAGAAGAAAAAAA
This is a messenger RNA of Nematolebias whitei (Rio pearlfish), 1423 nucleotides long. It is a transcript of the gene foxa2, whose product is annotated as forkhead box A2. The coding region runs from base 113 to 1360 and encodes 415 amino acids. NCBI's taxonomy places the organism in Eukaryota, Metazoa, Chordata, Actinopteri, Cyprinodontiformes, Rivulidae. Gene Ontology annotation, molecular function: RNA polymerase II cis-regulatory region sequence-specific DNA binding; transcription factor binding; protein domain specific binding. Gene Ontology annotation, biological process: cell differentiation; anatomical structure morphogenesis; regulation of transcription by RNA polymerase II. The transcript is spliced from 2 exons. The record is from RefSeq and is a predicted model, not a curated record.